GCGUUCCCGCCCUGCUCUGCGAGUGCCCUCAGUUGUCCUCAGUUCGGCCGCCAGAAAUGUCUUUGUAGGACUCUACUCCUCAAGAGGGAAACAAGGAAGAGAAUAAUGGCUGCUGUGGUUUCUUCAGUUGGAACUCUAAAGUGAUCAAGCUUAAUAGAUGACAUGGAGAGAAGAUAUUUAAGACACAGUGCUUGGCUGUAGGGAGCUUACAUUCUCAUUGAGAGUCCUGAAGUUUCCCACCCUAAUGAAGAUCUUCAUCUUCAAGCAGAAGAACCAGAAUUGGUAAAGGAAUCAGUGACAUUUAAAGAUGUGGCUAUUGACUUCACAUUGGAAGAGUGGAGGUUGAUGGACCCUACACAGAGAGACCUACACAAGGAUGUAAUGCUAGAGAAUUACAGGAAUCUUGUCUCCCUGGGGCUUGCAGUUUCCAAACCAGACAUGAUAGCUCAUUUGGAGGAUGGACAAGGACCAUGGGUGGUAGUAAGAGAAAUUUCAAGAACCUCCAAUCCAGAGUUGGAGACCAAACUUGCAAUCAAGAAUGCCAUAACAACAGAAGAUAUCACUGAAGACUUAUCACAGGACACCAUAGUAGAGAAACUCACAGAGAAUGGUCCACGGGACUCCAGAAUUGGAGAAUUAUGGAAAUGGAAUGACAGGAUAUUGAGACUGCAAAAUAGUCAGGAGAGUCAGAGCCAAAGAAUAGUUACACACAGGAAAAUUCCCACUGGUCAAAGAGGCUUUAGAUUUGGGUCUGUUCUUUUUCCAGAACCAGUAGUUAUUACAGAAGAGCCCCACAGCAAAUGUCAAACACAUCAGAAAAAUUUCCCAGAGAAUUUAGAUUUGAAUACAAAUACCCAUUUGGGGAAGAAGAAUUGCAAGGAUACAGAAAGCAGCAAAGCCAUAAUGCCUACUUUAGAACUUACUUUAGGAAAAAAAUUCAGUAAUAAAGAAAAACCCUAUAAGUGUACUGCAUGUGAAAAGGCUUUUCGUUAUAGAUCAUUACUCAUUCAACAUCAGAGAACUCACACUAAAGAAAAACCUUAUAAAUGUACCGAAUGUGGGAAAAUGUUCAGCCAGCCUUCAUAUCUUAGUCAACAUAAAAAAAUUCACACUGGAGAAAAACCCUAUAAAUGUAACGAAUGUGGAAAGACCUUUAUUGCUUCUUCAUCACUUAUAGUACAUCAGAGAAUUCAUACUAAGGAGAAACCUUAUCAAUGUAAUGUCUGUGGAAAAUCUUUUAGCCAGUGUGCCCGCCUUAAUCAGCACCAGAGAAUUCAGACUGGAGAGAAGCCCUAUAAAUGUAGUGAAUGUGGGAAAGCUUUUAGUGAUAAAUCAAAACUUGCACGACAUCAAGAAACUCACAAUGGAGAGAAACCCUACAAAUGUAAUGAUUGUGGGAAAGCCUUUAGGAAUAAGUCCUAUCUUAGUGUACAUCAGAAGACUCAUACUGAAGAGAAGCCAUAUAAAUGCAAUGAGUGUGGGAAGUCCUUCAAGAAUACCACAAUUUUUAAUGUUCAUCAGAGAAUUCAUACUGGAGAAAAACCCUUUAGGUGCAAUGAAUGUGGAAAAGCCUAUAGAAGUAAUUCAAGCCUGAUUGUACAUAUAAGAACUCAUACUGGGGAAAAACCCUAUGAAUGUAAUGAAUGUGGGAAAGCAUUCAAUCGUAUAGCAAAUUUCACAGAACAUCAGAGAAUUCAUACAGGAGAAAAACCCUAUAAAUGUAAUGACUGUGGGAAAGCAUUCAUUAAUUAUUCAUGCCUUACCGUACACCACAGAAUGCAUACAGGAGAGAAACCUUAUAAAUGUAAUGAAUGUGGAAAGGCCUUCAUGCGUUCUUCAUCUCUAAUUAUACAUCAGCGAAUUCAUACUGAAGAGAAACCUUACCUAUGUAAUGAAUGUGGAGAAUCUUUUAGAAUAAAAUCACACUUAACUGUACAUCAGAGGAUUCAUACCGGAGAGAAACCAUAUAAAUGUACUGACUGUGAGAGAGCAUUUACCAAAAUGGUAAAUCUCAAAGAGCAUCAGAAAAUUCAUACUGGAGUGAAACCUUAUAAAUGCUGUGAUUGUGGAAAGUCGUUCAGAACUAAGUCAUACCUUAUUGUACAUCAAAGGACCCAUACUGGAGAGAAACCAUAUAAAUGCAAUGAAUGUGAGAAAGCUUUCACUAAUACAUCACAGCUUACCGUGCAUCAAAGAAGACAUACUGGAGAAAAACCCUAUAAAUGUAAUGAAUGUGGGAAGGUUUUCACAAGUAACUCAGGAUUUAAUACCCAUCAGAGAACACAUACUGGAGAGAAACCAUUUAAAUGUAAUGACUGUGGGAAAGCAUUUAGCCAAAUGGUACAUGUCACAGAACAUCAGAAAAUUCAUAGUGGAGAGAAACCCUAUAAAUGUGAUGUCUGUGGAAAAGCCUUCAGGAGGGGUUCAUACCUUACAGUGCAUUGGAGAACACAUACUGGAGAAAAACCCUAUACAUGUAAGGAAUGUGGAAAAGGUUGUAUUACUCUAUCACAGCUAACUCUACAUCAGAGAAUUCAUACUGGAGAGAGGCCCUAUAAAUGUGAAGAAUGUGGAAAAGCCUUCAGAACUAACUCAGAUUUUACUGUACAUCUGAGGAUGCACACUGGAGAAAAACCCUAUAAAUGUAAUGAAUGUGGAAAAGCCUUUAGGAGUAGCUCAAGCCUUACUGUACAUCAAAGAAUACAUCAGAGAGAAACUCAGUUAAUAUAGAGAAUAAAUCAUCCAGGUGUCUAUGAGAAGAAUCAUAAACUGUAUAUUUAAUGAAUGUAGGAAGACUUUCAGAAGCAAUUUGCCAGAAAAUAGGCACAGAAAAGACUCUGUAAACAUAUGGAUGUGGAAAAAGCUUUUAGUCAUAUUAAAUCUUAGAAGUUCUAAGAAAAUUCAUAAUAGAGUAAGAUAAUGGACAAAUGAAAACCUUCAUCCAGAUUUCAUACUUUUUCAUUUAACAGAUUGUUUUCAAUGAAUUGCCAAUAUAUUUUUUGCCUAUUUUUCUAUUGAUUUGUCAGUCUUAUAAAUCUGGAAGUACUUUUUAUAUUUUUUAGAUACUAAUUUUUUGUCGUAUGUGUUGCAAAUGGUUUUCUUAAUCUAGUAUUUGUCUUUAUACUCUUUAUAUAGUAAAAGGAAUCACCAAAUAUUUUUUUAAUUUUUAUUUUUAUAGUAACAUCUUUUCCUUUUUAAAGUCUUGAUUUACUCUUUUAGUUAAAAAGGUUUCCUUAAUCUUGAGAUUACACAUAUUCUCCUAAAUGUGUUUCUACGAUUUUGAUAAUUUUGUUUUUUAUAUUGAAGCCCUUAACCCAUUUGGACUGGAGGGCUAUUGAUAGAAAAGCAACUUCAAAUAAUCAUUAACCUAUGAAAAUAUGAUAAACAUAAAUAGUACUCAGGGAAAUGCAAAUUAAAUCAUCCAGUAAGACAUCACUUCCUCUUCAUGGAGUUGGCAAAAUUAAUAGAUCUUUUGCUAGUGGAGUUUGGGAAACUACGCUUUCCAAAAGGUUAUGUCAACUUAUAUUUUCACCAGCCGUGCAGAAAUAUGUAUUUAUUUUUAAAAUUUCAAAAGGCUUUGACCAAGAAGUCUCACUUUUGAGAAUCUGUCCCACAUAAAUAACAACAUCAGUGCAUAACAAUACACAUAAAUAAGGAUGUUUGUUUAAGUAUUGUUUGUAGCAGCAAAGAAAUUCAACUGGAGACAAAAUGGCCAUUAAUAGGGAAAUGGUUGGAUGAAUUGUGAUAUAUCCUGAUACAUGGGAUAGCAUUAAUUUUUUAAAUGAGUUAUAUCUAUACUAGUUAUUUCAAGAUAUUUUCACAAGUUUUGAUAAGUAAUUGCUUUGUUACAGAUAUGUAUAUGUAAAGAUUCCAUUUUUGUUAAAUGAUUACACCCAUUUAUGUAUUUAUGUCUAUAUGUGAUUUAGAUGAGCAUGGAAACAAGUAUGGAAGAAUAUACAACAUACUGUUAAUGUUGGUUAACUUGAAUGGAGAAGAAAAGGAAAAAUAGAUAAGUAAAGUAGGAGGAAAGACUAGGGGGGAAAAAUGCAGCAUGUGUGGUGUAAAACUAAGUAUUUGAACUUUUGAGAGCCAUGGUUUCUUUCCAGUGAACAUAUAAUAUUUUCAUGAACAGGAAAAACCUACUUUUCUUGUAAGUUAUUGGACACUUGUUAUAUGCCAGGAAUCACCCUAGGUACCAGAUAUACAUUGGUAGAGGAGGGAUGGUCAUGGAUCUAAGAACAUGAGAAUUAGUUUUUAUGCUGCCUAGAUUUUAAAGAAGUUACCCAGCACCUCACUGCCUUCACCCUCUGUUUCAUUUAAAUGAGGUAAUAGAAUUUUCAUAUAAGUGGAAAACAUAUUCAGGAAUAUCUAGACUUGUGUCCAAGUCAUAGAGGAGAAGAACACAAGCCUCAGAGAGAAGUUCCAUUUUCACCGUGGCACCAAAGUAAAGGUCAUAAUGGUAAAAAGUUCUGUGUAUAUAGCCUCAUGGAACAUUGGAGUAAAGAGAGAGGAAAUAGCUAAGGACUCUCAAGUCCUCAAAGGAAGGCUUGGAAGUUCUGGGAAUAAAAGAGAAUACUGGAAUCAAAGUGGGAAUUCAGAGGCUGUGGACCUGAAAACGAGAAAGCUCUAACAGACCAUGGACCUGAUAUCCAAAAUGGACAAGACAUGAUGAGCUAUGCUUCAAUGAAGACUGAAGGAAAGAAAAUCAAAUACCCCUCUUACAACGUAUACAAUAAAGUAUCUUUAAUAUUGGGAAGGGGA
Molecule: messenger RNA, 4761 nt
Organism: Pteropus alecto (black flying fox)
Lineage: Eukaryota; Metazoa; Chordata; Mammalia; Chiroptera; Pteropodidae
Product: zinc finger protein 286A
Exons: 7
Coding region: 346-2730 (794 amino acids)
Biological process (GO): negative regulation of transcription by RNA polymerase II
Molecular function (GO): DNA-binding transcription repressor activity, RNA polymerase II-specific; RNA polymerase II cis-regulatory region sequence-specific DNA binding
Source: RefSeq, a predicted model, not a curated record